CCCACCAGGACUGUCUCACUCCUCCCUGGUGCGGGGGCAGCACCUUCCUCCUCCUCCUUCUCCUUCUCCUUCUCCUUCUUCUUCUUCUCCCCGGGCCGCUCCACUUCCCACCGGCCCCCGCACGCUCCGGCCCCGCGGAGGCUCCCAUGGGGCGGCCAGGUGGGUGCUGGGGGGGCCCAACCCGGCUGGGGGGGGGAGUCUUUAUUUGGGGGGCUGAGAGUCGCCACCCACCCGUGCGUGUGUGUCCCCCCCCAGGCCCCCGCAACCUGAGCUGCGUCUCCUACAAGCACCCGAGCGUGCGGGGCGGGCUGGGGGGCGCGGGGGGGGCGGCGGCCGGCGCCGUGCGCUGCCCCCCCGGGCAGUGCUGCAUCGGCAUCUGGAACCGCAGCCACGCGCUGGUGCAGGGCUGCUGGGGAGGUGGGGGGGCCGCCUGCCCCUCGCCCACCUGCACCCCCAGCCCCGCGGGCCCCCCCGGCGGUGCCGUCCUCGUGUGCCUGUGCCACGGCCACCUCUGCAACGGGAACACCACGGCGACGGGGACAGGGAUGGGGACGGGCACGGCCGUGGGGCUGGGGGGGCCCCCCCAGGGCCCAGUGCCCGGCCGGGGGGGGUCCACGGGGACCCUGUGGCUGUGGGGGGCCGGCCCCCUCCUCCUCAUCCUCCUCACCUGCCUGGGCAUCCUCGGGCUGCGACGAACAAGGGCCCACACGGGGCAGCCACCCCGGGAGGGCCAGAGAAUCGGGGUCCCCCCAGAGCCCCCCAGCCCAGACCUGCCUGCGCUGCACUUCCUGCAGGUGCUGCAGUCGGGGCGGUUCUCGGCGGUCUGGAGGGGGACCCUUCGCCAGCGGCCCGUGGCCAUCAAGGCGUUCGCGGCGGGGGCGCGGGGGCGGUUCGCGGCCGAACGGGCCGUGCACGCCCUGCCCCUGAUGGAGCACGAGAACGUGGCCCGGCUGCUGGGCACGAGGGGCGCCGGGCCCCGCGCCCGCGGGGGGCUGCUCGUCCUGCAGCUCUACCCGGCCGGGUCCCUGCGUGACUUCCUGGGGCAGCAUGUGGGCACGUGGGCGGGCAGCGUGCGCCUGGCGCUGUCCCUGGCCCGCGGCCUGGCCUUCCUGCACCAGGAGCUCUGGCGCGACGGGCUGUACAAGCCCAGCGUGGUGCACCGGGACCUGAGCAGCCAGAACGUGCUGGUGCGGGAGGACGGGACCUGCGCCAUCGGGGACUUCGGGCUGGCGCUGGCGCUGCCACCGCGCGCCCAGGACGGCACCGGGGCACGGCACGCUGUGGCCAUCCGCAAGGCGGGCACCCAGCGGUACCUGGCACCUGAAAUCCUGGACGAGAGCCUGGACCUGCAGGCCUGGGGCCGUGCCCUGCGCCAGGCCGACGUCUACGCCCUGGCCCUGCUGCUCUGGGAGAUCCUGUCCCGCUGCCAGGCCCUCAGCCCUGGAGCCCCUGUGCCAGCGUUCCAGCUGGCCUACGAGGCGGAGCUGGGCUCCAGCCCCACGGGGGCACAGCUCCGGCGCUUGGCCGCAGACGAGCGGCGGCGGCCGCUCAUCCCCCCUGCCUGGCACCAAGCGCCUCAGCCCGGGGGGGCUCUGCCGGAGCUGCUGGAGGACUGCUGGGACCCCGACCCCGAGGCGCGGCUCUCGGCCGAGCGGGCGCUCCAGCGGCUGCAGCGCUUGGCUGCGGGUCCCGCGCCCCCCCCGGGGGACCCCGGCCCGCGACCACCCCCCUUUCGCCAGGUCCUGGAGUCACCCACCAUGUGGAAUCCUGGUGCAGGGCAGCCGCCCCCCCCCAACCCCGUGUACCCCCCAAACCCCACGUACUCCCCCCAGGUGCCACCCCCCAACCCCGUGUAUCCCCCCCCCGGGGUACCCUCCAACCCUCUGGGGGGGCCAGGGCAGCCCCCGUACCCCCCUGGCCCUCCCCCGUACCCCACAGGCCCUCCCCUGGGCCCCUCGGCCCCCCCCCUGGUUCCACCCCUGCAGCCCCCCCACCCUGGGGUGCCCUCCCUGUACCCCCCCGGGCUGGACAAGAAGGCGGCCAAGAAGAUGAAGAAGAAGAUGAAGAAGGCUCAGAAGAGGCACAAGCGCUCUUCGUCUUCCUCCUCCUCCUCCUCCUCCUCCAGCAGCUCUGACUGAGGCUCCUGCCACGACCCCCUGGGACCACCCGGGACCCCCCAGGACCACCUGGAACCACCCGUGUCCUCCUGGGAGGACCCAAGACCCCCUGGGACCACCAGGGUCCUCGUGCCCAUCAUAUCCCAAUGUCCCCCCACCCCGUGGUCCCAAGAGGGGCUCUGGGUGCUGGGGGGGCCCAGGGGUGCCCCCCAAUAAAGCCCUGGGACACCCCAA
Messenger RNA from Pseudopipra pipra, 2351 nucleotides. RefSeq names its product anti-Muellerian hormone type-2 receptor-like. Lineage: Eukaryota; Metazoa; Chordata; Aves; Passeriformes; Pipridae. Gene Ontology annotation, cellular component: plasma membrane; signaling receptor complex. The record is from RefSeq and is a predicted model, not a curated record. Gene Ontology annotation, molecular function: ATP binding; transforming growth factor beta receptor activity. The transcript is spliced from 13 exons. Gene Ontology annotation, biological process: cellular response to growth factor stimulus; protein phosphorylation; BMP signaling pathway. Bases 147 to 2138 code for a protein of 663 amino acids.